Molecule: messenger RNA, 2623 nt
Organism: Neoarius graeffei (lesser salmon catfish)
Lineage: Eukaryota; Metazoa; Chordata; Actinopteri; Siluriformes; Ariidae
Product: glutaredoxin domain-containing cysteine-rich protein 2
Exons: 3
Coding region: 1311-2129 (272 amino acids)
Biological process (GO): sensory perception of sound
Source: RefSeq, a predicted model, not a curated record
UACAGCAGCUGGCAUCCACAGUGUUGCAUUACUGCCAUCUACAGGUUUCCCUUUGAGCGUGCACUGACAGUUCCAUCAUUCUGUCAAUAAACGAACAGCUGAUCACACCGAGGUGCUCGCUGAGCGCCAAUAUUUAUUAGUCUGGUCCUGCGUUUCCUUUCCUUCGUAUAUAACAUAACGUUUUUUCUUCUCGCUUUCUGUUACUGUAGUCGCUCUUUCACGUUUCAUUCGCACACUCACGUCCUCCAUUUUUCUCUCCUGUUUCAAAUUUGUAUCCCACAAUGCCUUGCGUGAACUGGGAAAGCCCACCACGUGAUGCAUGAUGUAGUAUCUUGAAUUGGGUCAUGGUGAAGCAGGAAAAAAUAGCGGAGAAUUUAGGGUCAUGUGGCGCUCAACUCAUUAAUUAUUCUAUUUAAAAAAAAAACUAAUAAAACUGGAAGUCUGUGAUUCGAAUUCAGUAGCUUUUGGUCACUAAACAAAAAUAAUUGGGUGUCGGGGAAAAUUCUUUUUAUGACCUACACUUGAAAAAUCUGAAAGGCAGUGCAGCUUUAUUGUUGAACAGUCAGCCAAAUAAGCGCAAUGAUAACGAAUGAAUGGAUGAAACUCCAGCACAUAAUUAUUUCUAUAUUUACCAACACUUACUGACCAUUAGCAUUACAAUAUCUCUUUUGUCUUCUUCAAACAUUUUUGUCCUGACAUUAUUGUGCAAACAAAAGAGUACAAGGCUACAGUAUACCAUGUAGUGCUGCUGAUAACGUUUAUUCUUUAUACUCUUACACAGAUGAGCUCAUACUAAGAUAAAGAUAAGCAUGUGUGGAGUUUAAUAAUCAUUUAUCCAGAAGUAUCUGGAGGCUUGACGCGUCAAAUGAUCCUUUAACUGGGAAGCAAGAAAAACAAUUUCACACAUGACUGAUUUCACAAUAAAAGAGCACACACAAGAGAGACAACAUAAAUGUAAUAAGAGUCAGUGGCAGAGAUAAUUACCAGAUUGAUGUUGGAAUACAUACAGACUAAUGUGCUAUUUGUUAGAAUGAAAAUGUGUGGAUAUAUGAAGCAUAAAAUGGCUAAAAAGAAAGAAAAAAUACUGUAUUAUAAUUGCUGAGUAAUUGAGUUUAGAAAGUGCUAAACUUCCCAACUGUCUAAAAACAUAAGUUGUAGAAAAAUGUGCUUGAAUCCACAGUGCUGAAACAUCCUCGCUGCAAUACUUCGAGCAUGAUUAUUUGAUGAAAGGACACGGUCUCAGUUUCUGUCUCUGUUGUUCUGCACCUGACCUGACGUGCUCAAUAAUUCAGUAGGCCGGUGAAGAGCGAAUGAGCCGUCUACACCAUACAGGGAGGGAACGCCAAUGGCAGGGGGUUUGCAGUCCUCAACUGUCAAACAAGGUGUAUAACAUCAAAAAUACCCGCUUUGGAAACAUGGAGGAGUGCUCGAAGAAGACGGGGCCGAGACACGAGGGUAAGCCGAGGAAGGUGAGGUUCAAACUGGCGUCAUCGUACAGCGGACGUGUGCUGAAGCACGUGUAUGAGGACGGCCAGGAACUGGAUAGUCCUGAGGAGAAGUAUCCUCACAGCUUCAUCCACACAAAGAUCCCUCAGCACCUGGAUGUGGAGCAACUUUGUAGCUUUGAGGAGGUCCAGGAUCAGGAUGUAGAGCCUCCUACGGGUCUUAUAGCCCAGCGCAUCAACGUGUACCGAGCAGUGGGUGACUUCAGGCCUGUAACAUCUAGUGAGCAACAAGGUGACAAAGCACCGGUUUUAGACUUCGAAAAGAUCAUCAUCUACACCAGCAACCUGAAGAUCAUCCGAUCUCCGAGUAAAAAAGCUGAGAGUGGUGUAGUCUACCAUCACAGUCGAGGAGAACGACGAGAGGGUUCUCCAGGCCGGGAGUGCAGAUCCAAAGGGAGACGCAGAACAAAAAGUGUCCGUAAGGAGGAACGAUGUCCUGCUCCCAAGGAAGAGGAGACCGACGGCUGUGAGCAGUGCGGAGGUUCUGGUACCGCUCCGUGUUCCCUCUGCCAUGGCAGUAAGCUGUCCAUGUUGGCCAAUCGCUUCAACGAGUCUAUCCGCGAGUUACGCUGCCCCGCCUGCGAUCCCCACGGCUUAGAGCCGUGUCAGUCAUGUGUCCAGUAGACUUUUAGAUACUGUGCAGUUCUACCAAACGCCCUGGACAGCUAUAAACAAAACAGGUUUGGAAGCUGAAUGUGCACUUCUGACCAGGAAUCAUAUUUAUAAUGUUGGUAAGAGAGAAAUGUGUAAGAAUCCAGUACCAUGAUGGAGAAAACACUGAGGAGGGAAACGGAUCUGAAUCUGAUGGUUAUUUCCUGUUAGCAUAAGUUUCUGUGUGUAUAAGGAAUUAUUUAGUGCAGGAUCAGUACAUUUAUCAACAUUUUUUAUAUAAAAUAAGCUUUCAAAAUGUCCAGUGAAGUCUUAAAGUGGUAUUUAAAAUAUUUAGAAUACCUUUAAAUAAAAUAUUUGUUUUGUUGUUCUGGUAGCAUCUCCUGUCCCAUGAGGUGAUCGUUUCAUGUAUCAGGAUGAAAAGAUGAAAAGAUGAACCUGACAAAUAGUUUUUCAAAUUAUUGUUUUCUCAUGGGAUAUGGACAUGAUCACAUAUUUGUUCAAUAAAU